Molecule: messenger RNA, 1497 nt
Organism: Halteromyces radiatus
Lineage: Eukaryota; Fungi; Mucoromycota; Mucoromycetes; Mucorales; Cunninghamellaceae
Product: alpha-1,3/1,6-mannosyltransferase ALG2
Exons: 5
Coding region: 60-1448 (462 amino acids)
Molecular function (GO): alpha-1,3-mannosyltransferase activity; GDP-Man:Man(1)GlcNAc(2)-PP-Dol alpha-1,3-mannosyltransferase activity
Source: RefSeq, a predicted model, not a curated record
UUUCCUUAGUCUCUCACUCUCUCUCUCUCCUUCUUUUGUACCCUUUCAUAUACAAAAGUAUGUCUGGAGGACAAGAUGGUCAAACUCCUUUAAAAAUCGCUUUUAUACAUCCUGACUUGGGCAUUGGUGGGGCAGAACGUCUAGUAGUAGAUGCUGCUAUGGCUGCUCAAUCGAAAGGUCAUCAAGUCAUUAUAUAUACCAGUCACCACGAUCGUUCUCACUGUUUUGAAGAAACAAGAGAUGGUACACUUUCUGUUCAAGUCAUUGGUGAUAGUCUUCCACGACAUAUAUUUGGAAAAUUCUUUAUUGUUUGUGCUAUUCUUCGUCAACUGGCUCUGUCUUUAUGGUUACUACAGUAUCAUCGUGAUACUUAUGAUGUACUCUUUAUUGAUCAACUUAGUGCCUGUAUUCCAUUACUUAAAUGGUUCUCAUCCUCUCGUGUAUUAUUUUAUUGUCAUUUUCCGGAUAAACUUUUGGCGAAACGUGAUUCUCAGUUACGGGAAAUCUAUCGUUAUGUGUUUGACAAAUUGGAAGAAUUGACCACAGGUUUAUCAGAUACGAUCGUUGUCAAUAGUGGAUUUACUGGUGGUAUGUUUAAACGGUCAUUUCCAACCAUCUUGAAAAAACCACGUGUAUUGUAUCCACCUAUCAAUUUUGAUGCUUAUGAUAGAACCACCGACUACUCUGAUCCACAAGUACAACUACUCGAAUCUCAUAGAAAGACGUUGUUAUCCAUUAAUCGAUUUGAACGUAAAAAGAAUGUGGAACUGGCAUUACGUGCAUUUGCUGAAUUGAAGAAUUCCAAUAUGAUUCCGGACUCUGUGUUUAAUAAUUAUCGAUUGGUAUUAGCUGGUGGCUAUGAUAAAAGAGUACAAGAAAACGUGGAUUACUUGAACGAAUUAGAUAUAUUGGCGACUGAAACAUUCCAAUUAAAGACAGCAAGGAUUUUUCCAGAUACCAUGACGGCACCAUCAACGGAUGCACAAGUGAUUUUUGUAUGCUCAUUCAACGAUGCACAACGUACAUACCUCUUGGCCAAUUCUGAACUUUUAUUGUACACCCCAACCAAUGAACACUUUGGCAUCACUCCAGUGGAAGGAAUGUAUGCGUCCAUCCCGGUGAUUGCGACAAAUACAGGUGGACCUUUGGAAACGAUCAAAGAUAAGGAAACUGGACUAUUAUUACCACCUGAACCAAAACUAUGGGCGGAUGGCAUCGGCGGAUUUAUUUCCAAGGAAUUUGAUGGACCUGCUAUGGGACGGAAUGGUCGUAGUCAUGUUAAGGCCAAGUUCUCAUUAUCCAAUUUUGCCAAUCAGCUGGAAGAUAUCUUGGAAGAAAUGAUGUCUGGUGGAAGACCUACAAGAUACUAUUAUAUGAAUGUGGAAUUUGGAUGUAGAAUAAUUAUAGCUUUGGUCAUGAUAUAUAUUUGGUAUCAUUAUUGUUUAUGAAUAUAUUGAAUCAAUAAUAAAAUAUAAAAAAUAUAUAUAUAUAUUGUGA